Molossus molossus (Pallas's mastiff bat) is the source of this 3315-nucleotide messenger RNA. It is a transcript of the gene MIER2, whose product is annotated as MIER family member 2. Lineage: Eukaryota; Metazoa; Chordata; Mammalia; Chiroptera; Molossidae. Gene Ontology annotation, cellular component: nucleoplasm. The coding region runs from base 725 to 2305 and encodes 526 amino acids. Gene Ontology annotation, molecular function: histone deacetylase binding; transcription corepressor activity. The transcript is spliced from 13 exons. Gene Ontology annotation, biological process: negative regulation of transcription by RNA polymerase II. The record is from RefSeq and is a predicted model, not a curated record.
CUUUGCCCCAUCUUCUUUCUGCCCAGGGCCAUCAGGGCCACUUCAGUUGUCAGAGACAGAACCUUUCUCAGCCUGGCGAUACAAAGAUGGUGUGCUGGCCCACAGAGUCUAGGGAUGGGUGCAGACAGAGUGGCCAGUACUUUUGUUUUCCAUUCUAUGUUGGGGGCUGGGUAGGGGUCCUGCUGGUGCCUGCACCAAGGCUGAAGGAAAAGUGGGGGCUGAGGGAGGAGGAAUGGGUGCUGGUUGGGCACCAUCCUGGGUGUCCUUCACCUUCCCUGAGCUGGCUGCUUGCCCACUCCUGCCUGGCCCCUGCAACUCAUCCUAUUGCUGUUGUGUGCUUUGGACCCACGUGGAGAACCAACAACCAUGGCCUUCAUCGCUCCCUGGCUUGGGUUGAUUGAGACCUAGUUAUUUUUGUUUGUUUGUAAAAUUCAACUUCCUGAAUGGAAAGAUAGCAGUGAACAUAUCUUGGCUCUUUUGGGAAAACCCCAAAUCUGGUAAUAACAUCUACCACCCACUGGGUCAUGCAUGGGAUACUGCUGUAACUCUGCUGGAGGAGGAGGAGGGACUGACAUUUGUUGGGCCUACUGCGUGCUGUUCAUUGGCAUUCUCCCUGCACUGUGCCUGCAGUGACUCACAGAGGUUGGGUGUACAGCAUCACCCUUGUAUUUCUGGAGCUGAAGUCUUGACCAAGCCAUGCAGGCAACAGGAACCAGAUGUGUCCAUGGGCUCUGCAGACCAGCAGUUCAACCUUGCAGAGAUCCUGUCGCAGAACUACGGCAUCCAGGAGGAGUGUGAAGGGGCCGAGAGACGCCCAGAGCAGCCCGAGGAGGAGCUGGACAAGGACUUCAUCUCCCAGAGCAGUGACAUGCCCCUUGAUGAGCUGCUUGCCCUCUAUGGCUAUGAGACAUCAGACCCCAUCUCAGAGCGGGAGAGUGAGGGCAGUGAUACUACAGCCAACCUCCCGGACAUGACCCUGGACAAGGAACAAAUAGCGAAGGAUUUGCUUUCAGGGGAAGAAGAGGAAGAGACACAGUCCUCGGCUGAUGACCUCACCCCAUCUGUGACCUCCCAUGAGGCCUCCGACCUUUUCCCUAGCCAGAGUGGAUCCCGCUUCCUGACUGGCACAGACAAAGAGCUGGGUUCUUCCACCUCAUCUGACACAGAGGAGGACCCUCUUCCUGCCAACAAAUGUAAGAAGGAGAUCAUGGUUGGGCCUCAGUUUCAAGCCGACCUCAGCAACCUGCACUUGAACCGCCAUGGUGAGAAGAUCUAUGAGAAUGAAGACCAGCUGUUGUGGGACCCGAACAUUCUCCCUGAGAGGGAGGUGGAAGAGUUCCUGUACCGGGCAGUCAAGCGGAGAUGGCACGAGACGACCGGGUCUCAACUCCCAGAGGGAGAAACAGUGAAAGAUAGUGAGCAGGCACUGUAUGAGCUGGUGAAAUGCAGUUUCAAUGUGGAGGAGGCUCUGCGGAGACUGCGGUUUAAUGUGAAGGUGAUCCGAGACGGGCUCUGUGCUUGGAGUGAGGAGGAAUGCAGAAACUUUGAGCACGGCUUUCGAGUGCACGGGAAAAACUUCCACCUGAUCCAGGCCAAUAAGGUGCGUACACGGUCUGUGGGCGAGUGUGUGGAGUACUACUACCUGUGGAAGAAGUCUGAGCGCUAUGACUACUUCUCACAGCAGACACGGCUGGGCCGGAGGAAGUAUGGCCCAUCAGGAACCACGGACACAGACCAGGACCUAGACGGCAGUGACCCCGAUGGCCUUGCCCGUCCCCGCUCCUCACCACCCCUGCCCCCUGCUGCUGACAGCCUAGGCCCUGAGCAGGACCCUCUGGCACGGAUGCACAUAGAACCGCUGAGCGUGGACGGCAUGACUGGCAGUCUUGGUGAGCCUGAGGAGGGCUCCAACAGCCUCCCAUCCUCGGAGCCAGGGCCCUGUCUGUUCCAGCAGCUGGACGAGGUCCCGGCUGUGCCCCUGCCCCAGCGGCCCCCAGCCCUGGCCGAGCCGGCCUUCUGCCCCUCCACUGCAGCUGCUCCAGAGCCCAGCACCAGCUCGAGGUUGGCUGUGGACUUGGCCCUGCCCGAGGCCCUUCCUGAGGAGCAGCCACUGGUCUCCAGCCACGUGGAUAUGGAUGGAGAGCCUGAGGAAGCUGUGGCCCCUGCACAGGUGGCCUUGUCGGUCACUGAGUUUGGACUUAUUGGCAUUGGGGACGUGAAUCCUUUCCUGGCUGCCCACUCAGUGUGCCCGGGCCCUGGGCUGCACUCGGAGCCCCUGUCACACUGUAACGUGAUGACCUGUUGAUUCCUGGCCACAGGUGGGCGUGUGUGGCCUAGACUGGACUUGAGGCCACUCUGGGGCCUGCCUCUGUCAGUCUUCCCGACCCUUUUCCUCGUGGGCCUCGGGUAACGCCAUCUCUGCUUCAGAACACUUCAAGGACUAGGGUGAGCAGUGGCAGGGCUAUCAGCCCUGCCCCUCCCCAACACAGACUGGCACCCUCAGCGCCUGGCCCCACUGCCUGGCUCCAGGCUGCCACCCACCGUGGGACCCAUUGGGCAGCUGGGUGCAAAGGACCCGGCCCCCUCUAGCCAGCAGAGGCGAGGAAAGGCAUGCCUGCCCAUCAGGGAGAUGGGGAGACAGGGCAGGAUGCCGCUCCCCCCACCAGCAGCCUCCGCCCAGGGAGUCCACAGCACUCUGCUUGGCUCUGUCUCACUGCACCUGGCAGGGUCGUGGGCUGCACCUGGCAGGGCCAUGGGCUGCCCCAGCCCAGGGGUCAGUGGACAGCUGCUACUCGGUGCCAAACCCCAUGGGGCACAGAGCCAUAUACCUCGACGUUGGCCCUGCCCCACCCUUGACCUCGCCCACUCUGUCCACUUCAGGAAAAGCCGCACUUUACGCCCAUCUGCCUCUCUAUCUGCCCAAGGGCCUCUCAGCAGCCUCGUGCAGGCAGGGUUCCAAGACAGGUGACGGACACCCCCCUGUCGCCUGCAAUGCUGAGGGGCCAGGUUCCAGCCUGUUUUCCUGACCCUGCAGGUCGUAUUUCUGUUGAAACUCCCCAGCAAGAUGGUUUGGGGUCCUGGUCCUUCUCUGCCCUUACCUCCCUCAUUUUAUUUAUGUUUCUGUUUACAAAUUGGAGUGGGGUCCUCCACAGGGGCAGGGCAGUACUCCCCAGUCCCGGGUGUCACCAGGAGAGUUUUGGCUCGAGCCCAUCUGCAGAGUUGAACUCAGCCUUCCCUGUCACCCCACCAAGGACCACACUGUGAAGUGAUAACUGCCUUGAAUCCCUUGCUGUUUUAUUUAUUAAACUUUAUUUG